UAUAUACAUAAGUGAAGUACCUUUUGCGCUCACAAUCUACCAUAUGCAACCUCGAUAGCAAUCGUACUCGUAAGAUCAUUGCAAAUAGUCUUGUGAAAAACGAAUCAAAAUGUCUCGAGCCUUAACAAAGAAUGAAGCACAGCAGCAGCAGGUGCAGCAACAGCGGCAUUAUCAGAGAGAGGUAGAGACGCAGGAACAUCAUGCCAGUGCUCAGGCUUCGGCCGGUCUAAACCUCAACAUAUUCGGCGCUCUCUCCGGUGCCUUCUCUUCGAAAUCCAAGAAAACCACACACCAAAACGCCGACGGAUCAUCAGAGAGCGUGGAAGAUAGAUACGAGAACGGUGUUGCAAACGGCUCUUUCGUAGGACACGGCCAAGCCUACGCCCAAGGCUCUGCUGUCGAAGGCACUCGAAAGCAGAAAGUGCGAGAGCUGGAGCAAGGACAGCAGAGACAGCAGGCACGGCAGAUUAAGGGGAAGAAGGAGGUUGUAGAUCAUUUGGGUAUUGAGGGAUGAGAUGAGAUGAGAUAGUAGUUGUGUUUAGAUUGUAAUGACUUCUAGGGAGGGAUUUGAGUGAGUGAUUUGGUAAGUAAUGCAGGGUGUAAUGUCAAAACAGAGGGUGCAGUAUUGUAGAUGACAAUCUGAACUCGCUUUUUUAUGGCGUC
Lindgomyces ingoldianus is the source of this 663-nucleotide messenger RNA. RefSeq lists its product as uncharacterized. Lineage: Eukaryota; Fungi; Ascomycota; Dothideomycetes; Pleosporales; Lindgomycetaceae. The transcript has 3 exons. The coding region runs from base 110 to 514 and encodes 134 amino acids. The record is from RefSeq and is a predicted model, not a curated record.